AUGCUACAUCUUGGAAGUCAGACUCUGAACGGGACGUCGACCAUGGAGUUGUUGACAUGUAAGGAGUGUGUGCGGAAGAAGCGCGUUUCCUGCGGGCCCAGGACGGAGGGCUGCGCCCCGCUGGUGCUUCGGAGAUGUACUCGCCCUUGCUGCAACCACCGACCUCGCCUCCUCCUGGACGACCAGCUGGUGUCUCUGUGUUCCGUCCUGGAGAUCUCUACGAUGCCGAGACUACCGAAACAACCGGAGGUCAAGCCGUCUCCUCGACAUCGGAGCUCGGUGUGUGCCUGCAAAUCCACAAACGAUCAAGCUCAAAAACAGGAAAAGAAGGUAAGUCCGAGUAUAUUAUGUAUUCCCCAGUAA
Molecule: messenger RNA, 363 nt
Organism: Macrosteles quadrilineatus (aster leafhopper)
Lineage: Eukaryota; Metazoa; Arthropoda; Insecta; Hemiptera; Cicadellidae
Exons: 2
Coding region: 1-363 (120 amino acids)
Source: RefSeq, a predicted model, not a curated record